Gigantopelta aegis is the source of this 665-nucleotide messenger RNA. RefSeq lists its product as uncharacterized. Lineage: Eukaryota; Metazoa; Mollusca; Gastropoda; Neomphalida; Peltospiridae. Bases 156 to 389 code for a protein of 77 amino acids. The transcript has 5 exons. The record is from RefSeq and is a predicted model, not a curated record.
AGUUAUCAUAAUUUAUCUGGCAGAAAUUACUAUUCCCGAGAAAUCGGGAUUUCACUCCGGCUACUGCAGACAGCACGUCGACUGUUAUCCUGCACUGCGGCCGCCAAACAGGUUUAGAGUAUCAAGCCGACCAGACGUACAAGUUUAUCUAUAAGAUGAGUUCGUCGUCCUCGUCCUCGUCCUCGUCUAGCUCCAGUGGCGGCGGAUCGUCCUCAUCGUCCUCGUCGUCCUCGUCCUCAUCGGGAGGAUGCGUGCUGCAGUCCGUGCUCCAGAUCUCCAACGAAAGGACUUAUGAAAUGGGCGUGGUUUCAGGGGGAAGGGUGGCGGCGCUAGAUGAAAGACAGAUGAUAGAUCCACCCGGACGUCUGCCCACUACUAGACUAGAAUAAACAUCGUGACGUCAUGAGCCUUCUCACCAAACGAAAACCAACCCAGAAGAAUUGAAACAUUGUUUGCAAAUCACAUUUUGUGUGUGUACGAAAAACCAAAAGCAAAAACAAUUCCACCUCUUUCAAGAAGGUCACAAAUAUUCCGAGUUAGUUAAAUUACUGAUCUAUACUUAAUUUCUUUUUGUAGAGAAUGGCGAAAAACUGUCACUUUAUCAGUCUCUUUUAAGAUGUUUGUGUUUAUCUUGUUUUGUAAUAAAGAAAAAUAUGUAAACUAAA